UCAUUGAAAAUAUGUUCACACACAGUUACACAAACAAACAUAAAAAAACGCAUUCUAAGAACAAAAAAAAUAAAAAAUCUAAAGAAAACGUACAGAAAAUGAUAAACUUUAACUUUUCCAAUGUUUUGACAUCAUCGGUCUUAGACUACGCUAUUGAUUCAGACGGCGAGGAACACAUUGUCUCCACUCCCAGCGACUCGCUGCAUCAAAGUUUCUCGCGCACCUCGCUGCUGUUGCUUGAUUACAAACAAUUUCUGGCCGCACGGCGCAUACAGACUCUCUGGCGGGGCUUUGCCGUACGCAAAAUGGCCAAUAGGCGCGAGCAGGCGGCGAUCACUAUUCAGCGCUGGUGGCGCGGCUUUAGCGUGCGUCGCAAUUUCAAGUCGUCGAUCGAGGCGCGGCUGCAGCAGAUACUGGUCGACAGAUAUAAUGAGGCGGCGACCAAAAUCCAGUCCCUGUUCCGCGGCUGGCAUGUACGCCAGACGGUGCACGAUAUGAACAGUCUACGGCGCAUGCAACACUGUGCCGCCGAGGAGCUGCUCAGCUGUCUGGCCUACAAGCUGCAUCAUCUGCUGCGCACCUAUUCCAUACCGGGCGUCUACUCGCUGCGCAAUUCACACUGCCUGUCGAAGGUGGAGAAGCUGCUGACCAGCAUGACCUAUCGCUUUCACAACGAUCACGUUGCCUACCAUCAUGCGCGUAAGGCCUCUUCGAGCAGAUUCUAUCGGGAACAGUUUAUACAAAACAAAUACCACACGAAGGUGCCCUAUUCGGGUCCCAAUUUCAAUAGCUUGUGCAAACCGGCCUGCGAGGAGGCCGUCUUUACAACCAAGGACAUGGAUCGUCGCAUGUACCAGAUAAUUGCUGAAUAUGAAAAAGGUCAAGUUGAUCCAAAUUUGAAUAAGUUGCAAAGAAGUGUCGCUGACCGUAAAUUUCGCAAGCGAGUGGAGAAAAUCUUGGCGGCCAGAGACAAAGUGCAGUCUGACUUUUGCGGCGAUGUUAUCGAGAGCAUGCGCAAAUGGAACAUUUGGGAUGGUCAAUUGCUAACGAUAAACAAUGAUGUUUUCCGCAAUCCCGAGAAUCUGGAAAGUUUUCUUGCCAAUGCCGCAAAAUUAAUCGAACAGUAUCAAGUUACAUGCCAUUGUCAAAUAACUAAAUUUGAUGAGCUUCAUUGUUUUUGAUUAGCAUUCCCCGUUUGGCUUAUUUGUGACACUGUAAGAGUUAGGCAUGUGUCGUGUCACGAACACGCACGACUCGACACGUUUCGCUUCACGUCGGAGAGUGCUGCUCGUGCGUGUUCGUGUAUAGUUGAGCAAGACGGGAGCACGACCCAAUCAACCUUUACUGUUGCCACAAUAAAAAUCUGUAGAAUUGAA
Drosophila montana is the source of this 1376-nucleotide messenger RNA. RefSeq lists its product as uncharacterized. The record is from RefSeq and is a predicted model, not a curated record. Bases 12 to 1181 code for a protein of 389 amino acids. Gene Ontology annotation, biological process: establishment of meiotic spindle localization; spindle organization; mitotic cell cycle. Gene Ontology annotation, molecular function: calmodulin binding. Gene Ontology annotation, cellular component: spindle pole. The transcript is spliced from 5 exons. NCBI's taxonomy places the organism in Eukaryota, Metazoa, Arthropoda, Insecta, Diptera, Drosophilidae.